This is a messenger RNA of Letharia columbiana, 666 nucleotides long. RefSeq lists its product as uncharacterized. Bases 1 to 666 code for a protein of 221 amino acids. Lineage: Eukaryota; Fungi; Ascomycota; Lecanoromycetes; Lecanorales; Parmeliaceae. The transcript has 3 exons. The record is from RefSeq and is a predicted model, not a curated record.
AUGGUUUCCACAAAGGUUGCGACCAGCAAAGCAAUCACAGCGCGUAGAAAAAGGAUCAAAACCACGCUGAGAACGAUGGGCAAAAUUGCAGCAUCACAAAGAGGGAAUUCUCGCGAUCAUCCCCCGGACAAUCAUGCGCCUAUUAUAUUGGGUCGGCGCGCUGUUCUGCGGCCACGAAUCACAGUGCCGGUCAAGCUGUUCGUUGCACUUCACAAGCUAUACAAAGAGGAUUCGAUUGGAGCAACGAAUAUUCUAAUCUCCAAAAUGGGCAGCGAGGAUGGCGAGCCAACGCGCGAAAUGAAUGUUGCUCUUCGUUGUGCCGUUCAAGAGCUGUGGGAAGAUCGCUUGAAGACUACAGCUCAACUUGUUGGAUUAUUUCCGCCUGAUCCCGACCUCACAAGACCUACGCAAGAACUCUUUGAGCAAUUCUGGAAAGCUCACGGAUAUCCCAACGACGCUGAGAUGGACCUUCUUGAGCAGGUUGGAUACGCUGACGCCGCAGCAGUUGAUGCCUGGUUCUUACUAAAAGAUUGUCGGCUUCGAACAUACAGAUUGAUGCAAGAAGUGAUGAAGGCUUUUAUGAUCAACACUCUGCUUGGCCAGAAGAGUUGGCGGCACAUUGUGAAGCGGAGGCUCAAGAUUAAGACGCCGUAUACUCGCCACUAG